Molecule: messenger RNA, 1053 nt
Organism: Wyeomyia smithii (pitcher-plant mosquito)
Lineage: Eukaryota; Metazoa; Arthropoda; Insecta; Diptera; Culicidae
Exons: 2
Coding region: 324-992 (222 amino acids)
Source: RefSeq, a predicted model, not a curated record
ACAGUGGGUUUUGAGACAUUGAGACGUUGGCACCAAACGUGCACCAUCUUCAAUUGAACGCAUUAAUAUAUACAGAUGAAGAUCGUUGGUUUCAUGCAUUAAAUAGAUACGCCCCUCAGUUGAAAUCACUAAAAAUCAGAUAUGGAAUAUGGCUUAAAAUUCCUUUACAUCGCUUAACACUACCACAACUGGAAAAACUAGAGAUCGAUUACUUUUCCUUUUUCGAUCACACAUUCGAAGACAGACUUGAGAUCACGGAAGUAUUGCCGACCAGUGCACCAAUUUUAACCACGAUUAGGUUGAACUUUAAAAUAACGCGCCAAAUGCUUCACACGAUCAGUCAACGUUGGCCUCAAUUGCAGGAGUUAAUGUUUCAUUUACCCUAUGUUAGUGACAGUAAUAUGCUCCGCUUAUUGGGAGAAUUCGAACGUCUUAGGAAACUACAUAUUCAGGGUUUCGUCGCUGGCUAUCUAUAUGAACGAUUGGAACCACUGCCCAGUGUCCGAGAGCUUGUGCUUUCCCUUCAAUGGAGCGUGGACACAACCGGAUCGGCCUAUAACUUGAGCUUGUUUCUGCCAAAUGUACAAGCUCUUGAUAUCAGUGAUAUUAGGAAGUAUGGUAACGAGGUUUUGCGAGGAAUAUGUGAGAAUCUUACAACUUUGCGGCAUCUAGACGUGAAUAAACUGGCUCACAAGAAUGAAUACAAUAUGGAUGCCUUCAAUCGAUUCGAAAACUUAGUACACCUGGAGGAACUUAGUUUACGAUGUAUGAAAAUUAGGCUUGGUGCUCUACCGCGAAACAAUGUAAGACGGUUGAAGUUAUCCCACGUAGAGUUGCUGGAUAUAAAUCGAGUUGAGCAUACAUGGCAGAUAGCUCCAAAAAUGGUGGAUAUCUUCCCAGAGCUACAAUUUCUGGAAAUAACUGGAAAGUUACAAAGACAUAUCGAACUAAUACGGCAACAAUUCUCAGCCUGUGUAAUUCAUUGCGAAUGAUGAUGAUGGUAAUAAAGAUCUUGACUCGUAUUCCUAUUAGGUGUGUAGAUUCACGGUAUGG